Molecule: messenger RNA, 2430 nt
Organism: Agrilus planipennis (emerald ash borer)
Lineage: Eukaryota; Metazoa; Arthropoda; Insecta; Coleoptera; Buprestidae
Product: prestin-like
Exons: 14
Coding region: 77-2089 (670 amino acids)
Biological process (GO): transmembrane transport
Cellular component (GO): membrane
Molecular function (GO): chloride transmembrane transporter activity; oxalate transmembrane transporter activity; bicarbonate transmembrane transporter activity
Source: RefSeq, a predicted model, not a curated record
UUAAACUAAUCAGUUUUGCGUUCGUCGUGGACUGUUGCAGAUGAUAGUUAAUUAGAAGUUAAACAAACGAUAGCGAAUGCAAAUGAAAAUGGACAAUGACGUUGGCCCGCAGAUCGUUAAAAUCGAGAGACCUGUGUACGAACAGGAACAAUUGCAUCAGGAUGGAGAUUAUUUUAAACCAACCAAAAAUAGAAUCAAAGAACUUUUCUCAUCUUGUACGAAAUGUAAACCACUGUCUCUUGUUACAAGCGUCUUACCCAUCACAGUAUGGCUCAGAGAAUAUAACUGGAGUCGAGAUUUAGUUGGAGAUUUAAUUUCAGGUUUUACAGUUGCUGUAAUGCAUAUACCUCAAGGCAUGGCAUACGCCUUAUUGGGAAACGUUUCCCCAAUUGUUGGUAUUUAUAUGGCAUUCUUUCCUGUAUUAAUUUAUUUUUUGCUGGGCACAUCUCGGCAUAAUUCAAUGGGAACGUUUGCUAUAGUUUGUUUAAUGACUGGUAAAGUUGUUUUGAAGUAUGCCGAUCCGUAUUAUUUUAAGAUGGAACUAAAUGAUAAUUUGAUAAAGAAUAAUUCAACUGAAUUAAGUAAUAUUGGAUUUUCACCCAUUGAAGUAGCAACCGCGGUAACAUUCCUUGUUGGAAUAAUCCAGUGUGGAAUGUAUACAUUCCGAUUAGGAAUUGCCAGUAUGCUUCUUUCUGAGUCGCUUGUUUCCGGCUUCACAACCGGAGCUGCUGUGCAAGUUAUGACAUCUCAAAUUAAAGACCUUUUUGGUUUGAGUAUCGAGAAAAUGAGCGGGAAAUUUGAAGUUAUAUAUACAUAUUUGAAUAUAUUUCAAAACAUCACAACUACCAAUGUUACUGCCCUUUUAAUAUCGACUAUAACCAUUUUUAUUUUGACUCUUAACAACGAAAUAAUUAAGCCCAAAGUGGCUAAGUUGUGUUCGUUUCCUAUUCCAAUUGAACUGAUAGCAGUUGUAGCAGGGACUCUACUGUCUAAAUUUUUAUUUUUGGACACGGAAUACAGCAUUAAAACUGUGGGUGAUAUUCCACAAGGACUUCCGGAGCCCAUUCUUCCACAACUUUCUUUAUUUUCAAAUAUAGUUGUCGAUUGUAUAAUGAUUGCCAUUGUGUCUUAUGCGUUAACCCUGUCCAUGGGUUUAAUAUUUGCUCAAAAAUUGAAUUAUGAAAUUGACGCAAAUCAAGAACUUUUAGCUCUUGGUAUAGGAAAUUUAUUUGGUUCAUUUUUUUCUUGCAUGCCCUACUGUGCCUCUAUAUCACGUUCUUUAAUUCAGCAAACCGUUGGGGGAAAAACCCAACUGGCAUCAAUUACAUCAUGUUCAAUAUUGGUUUUUGUUUUGAUGUGGAUAGGACCAUUUUUUGAACCUUUGCCAAAGGCCGUUUUGGCAAGUAUUAUUGUGGUUGCCCUUAAAGGAAUGCUAAUGAAUGUAAAAGAUUUUUUUAAAUUUUUAAAACUUAACAAGAUGGACGCCGCAGUUUGGACGGUUACGUUUUUGUCUGUUAUACUUAUUGCUGUCGAUGUUGGACUUUUGAUUGGUUUUUGUGUUUCGCUUUUGAAUGUCUUAAUAAUGGGCCUGAAGCCCUAUGUGUGUCUUUUAGGAGCGCUUCCGGAUACAGAUAUCUAUUUAGAUAUCAAUAGAUACAAAAUGGUUUGUGAAAUACCUGGGCUGAAAAUAUUUCAUUAUCGAGGCAAUAUAAAUUUUGCUUCUCGAACAAUUUUUAGGACAGAACUGUACAAAACUAUUGGUCUAAAUCCUCAAAAAGAAUUAAUAAUGCGUAACAAAAUUGAAAAGUAUACAACCGUUAUUGUGAGUUCGUUAGAAACAAAUAACAAAUUAAGUAAACUAAAGGACAAAGUAUCGACAGGAUUCAUGUGUUUGAUAUUAGAUUUUUCUGCAGUUAAUUAUGUUGAUCCGUCAGGUGUUACAGUUAUAAAACAGAUCGCUGAAGAGUUUCAGAAAAUUGGUGUUUCAAUUUUUGUUGCUGGAUGUUCGGGUGAGUACCUUUUUUCAAAGUUAUUUACGCUCAACUCCAAUAUAUACCCCGCUUCAUAUAUCUCUAUCUGCGAGUCAUAAAUUGUUGCGUAUGAUGAGAGCUUUUGAAUGAGCUAUAUCUCAAUGGUCGGGUAUGAGGGGGACGGGAAGAUACGAGAGGGUGAAUGUUCAAAAAGUUGUGGACGGAUGUAGAAUUUACGACAAACUUUCACACUGUUACAAAUAUUCUUUUGUGACAGAUAUGCUUAUGGUAGGUAUGAUAAGUUUCAUCAUCAUCAUAAGAUCGUCAGUCCUAAGACUGGUUGGACACGUACCUCCACUCUUUCCUAUCCUGAGCUAAUCUUCGCAUUUCCUUCAAACUAGAAGAUCUCAUAUCCUAAACUGUUUGUGAACAGUAAUCUAAUCUAGGUCUACCUCUACCC